CCGUGGUUGAGACGUUGAUUUUUACGCUUUUUUAGUGACAGACAUUACAAAUUAAGACUAUCCUUUCACCUUUAUAUAUUCGCAUAUUAUAUCAGUCGAUUGUUAGAACAAUACUGAACUGUACAAUCAGAAAAUGAAUAGCUAUAAUAAUGAGUUUCUUUACUGUCCUUACAACAAGUGUCAUCGUAUAAGCAGUUCAAAAUUUCAGCGACAUCUUGUAAAAUGCGAAAAGAAUUAUCCCCCUGAUUACAAGGUUAUCUGUCCGUACAAUGCAACUCAUCGUUUGAGUAAGAGUGAGAUUGAAGAACAUAUCAAUACAUGUCCUAUGAGAAAAACUGUUGAAGCAAGUUAUAUCCAGUUGCCAAGAACAACUCAAAGGGUGGUAAGAGCAGAACAAGAUGAUUCUAAAAAUCAAAUUGAUUAUAAUAGCUAUUGGGGAAGUCAAGAAGAAAUGUAAGCAUGAAAAGAUCCUAUAAGCUCCAUUAUAAUCAUUAAAUUCAUGAAUCGGAGGGCAAAUAUGGAACAUUCUGUUAGGACGUCAAUCAAUACAUGUUGAAAUAAAUAUCUAGUUACAAUGUAUCUAGCUUGAUCUUGGUAACAAAUCAUAUAAGACAGAAUCUAGAACAUGAUUAUACAAACGCAGUGAUUACAAAGGAAAAAUUAAAAAAAGAAUG
Molecule: messenger RNA, 674 nt
Organism: Cyphomyrmex costatus
Lineage: Eukaryota; Metazoa; Arthropoda; Insecta; Hymenoptera; Formicidae
Product: gametocyte-specific factor 1
Exons: 3
Coding region: 134-457 (107 amino acids)
Source: RefSeq, a predicted model, not a curated record